UUUACCUUUACUACUGCUGUGUGUUAUGUUACUGUAUUUAUUAAUAAUGAGGAAAUGACAUUGACCAAUUGCACAGAAGAUAUGUGUGUUGUGUAUGUGUAUAUAUGUAUAUAUGUAAACCUGAAACAUCCUCUUUGUGUGAAAUUUCUCUUGGUGUGGACUUUAAAUAUCAAAGAGCUUGGAUCACCAUGGUUGUAUAUAUAUUUUUUUGUGUUUGUUUUUAUUGAAAUCCUGAGUAAAGGAAGACAUAAAUACCUGCAGAAGGUAGCUAUGGAUAAAUCUGGUCAGUCUGUACAGCACAUUCCUCACUACACUGAACAAGUACUAUCUAUUUACAAUUCAGUUCUGACUUCUGUCCCCAAGAAGUUUCAACAACAUUCACACCUUGAGCCUCCAGGCUCCCACCAACAACAGCCUCGUUAGAGCUCCAUUCACUGGGUGAGUAGCCCAGACACACAGCCCCCCUUUCAGAGACAGCUAAGAACCAGCCAUUAAGGAAAUAGUGACUCCAGUAUCUGGUCUAGCAGGUUUCUGGUGGGUGGUACCCACAGAAUUUUCCCACUAGUUUAUCAGAACUGAAGAAGCUGCUCAGAUGAGUGGAGAAACGUCUUCAAGAAAAUUCUGCAUGUCCAGUUGCCUUUAAUCAAAGCCUUUUGGAUUAACAUGACCUGAAAUAACCCAACCUCUUUCUGUUCUCCUUCACACUUUUUGGCUCUCUUCUCUCUCCCCCUCCCUCUCUGGGUUCUCUCUCUGCCUUGCUACAAGGGAACUCGGUACAAAAUGUGAACAGUAUGUGAGGGUAAUUGUACCAUAGCGUCUUGUACCAUAUAUAUAGAGAGAGGCCGGAGGAGACGUGAGUAGAAGCGACACAGACUUGACUUGGUGCACUCGUCUUUUGUUAUCAUGGAUUCUACAGUGAAGUUCUUCAUUCCGGCGUUUCUGACUCUGGUCUUGAUUUCUCUGACGGUGCGAGCUGAACAUAACAGUAAAACUGUUCAUGGGUCAGAGGUCAUCACAGUAUCUGAAGGUGGUGACGUCAUCUUACCGUGUUCCCUCAGCACCAAGGAGAGUGUUGAACAAAAACUCUUCGUCUGGAAAGAUGGACAGAAGAAGAAUGUGUUCAUCUACGAUGCUGGUCUUCAUCACGGUAACGGCCUCCCAGGUCAAGAUGAUCAGUUCAGAGGAAGAGUCUCACAUUUUCCUGAACAGAUGAGGUUUGGUAACGCCUCCAUCAUGAUUAUUAACACAACGACCAUAGACACUGGAGACUACACCUGUUACUUUCCAGAACUUAAUGGAGGACUCACAUUCAACAUUACACUUGUUGUUGGUUCAGUUCCCAAACCCAUCGUCACGAUGUCUAAGGUGACAGAUUCUGGGGUCCAGCUGAAGUGUGAGGUUCAAGGAGCUUUUCCAAAGCCAGAGCUACGGUGGCAGAACUGUGAUGGAAACAUCUUUGAUGCUGAGGAGGCUGAGAUCUCAGAGAGAGACGGUCGCUACCACAUCACCCUCCAAACUACUGUGACCUCCACCACAACCACCUGCUUCCAGUGUGUGGUCCAACAGAAGGACCUGAACCAUGAGACUGGUUCUACCAUCACUGUGCCGGAGAAACCGUUUGUGGACCCGUGUGGGAAAGUGACCAUUGAAGGGUUGAUGACUGGAAUAGUGGUGGGAGCUGGACUUCUGGUUCUGGUUCUGGUUCUGCUUGUGUUCUUUAAGUUCAUCACAGUACGUCGUGUUAGAGCAGGAACUCAGAAGACAGACGGUGACAAUGAGACCAAUGAGCCCCUCAAGUCUGAACAUGUCACAGUAUGAUUCACUACAACAUCAUGUUUUCACUGAUCUUCAGCUUCACUAUGAUCAUGUUACUAAAAGACCAAUCUACUCAGAAAACAAUUGUCAAUAAUUAACAUAAUAAUUAACAUACAGGAGGGAGUUAUAACUUCUAUAGUUUUAGCUCUUUUCAAAGGUCAUUACAGAGCUGAUCAGUGUGUGACUGAGCUGAAUCUUCCUGUAAACACUUUACCUCAAUCAGUUUUUAAUUAACUGUACUUUACCUUUACUACUGCUGUGUGUUAUGUCACUGUAUUUAUUAAUAAUGAGGAAAGGACAUAGUUUUUACUUGUUAACAUUUGAAAUGACCUGAAGCACUUUAAACCUGUAGCUUUGUUGUGAAUGGAAAAUUAUUCUGUAUCACUUUGCAUCAUUUUUGGCAUUUGAACAGAAGAUGUGUGAGUUGUGUGUGUGUGUAUAUAUGUAUAUGUAUGUAUGUAAACCUGAAACAUCCUAUUUGUGUGAAAUUUCUCUUGGUGUUGUGAAGGAGGAUAUUUUCCUCUCCUUCAGCUCAGGAUCUUUAUACCGUAUGUAAAGGGUCGUUCACCUACACACAAAUCACACGACAAUUUCUCACGUUUUGGAUAUUUAUCUGGUUCACAGAGAAUAGAUAUUGAUUCAGCGCUGAGGCUUCGGUCAGUUCACCUUAGGGGUAAAAAUAACUAAAAGCUGAACUUCAGGGACGUACAAUGAUCUUAUUCUACCGUGACACUCGCCUGUAAGACAGUGGGGAGGAGUACGGCCUCUCAUGUGUCGGUGAGUUUCUAUAUGUAGCCGAUUGGCUUCAUCUGGUCUCCAGCAUGUGAGAUAUUUGGGUGUAAUGUGUCCUAAUCUAUGAGCAGCUGUAGCAAAGCGAAAGACAAUGAUUGAUAUGGUGAGAUGGCGUAAGUAACAUUCUUCCUGAUUCUUCCCAAGGUUUUACACAGGCUGAAGUCCUUAUUAACCCCUAAAAACCCAACAGUGUGGACUUUAAACAUCAAAGAGCUUGAAUCACCAUGGUUACACACGUUUUAUGUAUAGAUUUCUUAUUGUUACCAGUUAAGACAGAGCUCAUUAUUUUCCUGUAUUAGUUUACAUGGUCUAUGUUCAACAACUGCUUUAAUUCAUUCUGCAAAGUAGAGAAUGAAAUGUUCAAGUUCCUUUUAAGUUACAGUUAAUGAAGAAAACUCAGAGCGCCAGAAAUAAAAAUCUGUUUUUGUAAAAUA
Mugil cephalus (flathead mullet) is the source of this 3041-nucleotide messenger RNA. Its product is annotated as butyrophilin subfamily 2 member A1-like. NCBI's taxonomy places the organism in Eukaryota, Metazoa, Chordata, Actinopteri, Mugiliformes, Mugilidae. The transcript is spliced from 5 exons. Bases 904 to 1818 code for a protein of 304 amino acids. The record is from RefSeq and is a predicted model, not a curated record.